Messenger RNA from Salvelinus sp. IW2-2015, 1629 nucleotides. RefSeq names its product cleavage and polyadenylation specificity factor subunit 2. Gene Ontology annotation, molecular function: RNA binding. Gene Ontology annotation, cellular component: mRNA cleavage and polyadenylation specificity factor complex. The record is from RefSeq and is a predicted model, not a curated record. NCBI's taxonomy places the organism in Eukaryota, Metazoa, Chordata, Actinopteri, Salmoniformes, Salmonidae. Gene Ontology annotation, biological process: mRNA 3'-end processing by stem-loop binding and cleavage.
AAUAGUAUCUCCCAGUGACCUUUGACGUUUCAGCGGCAAACAUGUCUGAGUCGAUGGAAGAAGUGUGGACAAUUGUUGCUAAAAAUGUCAUAAUAUUAUAAUGUUAGACUCUUCGUGUUAUUGAAUUUUUUGAUCAAUUGAAGUUAAAACCUAUAUGGCACUUGAUGUAUAACAGCUGAGGAAAAUGACGUCUAUUAUCAAACUGACUGCUGUGUCAGGGGUGCAGGAGGAGUCUGCCCUCUGCUACCUGCUGCAGGUGGAUGAGUUCCGCUUCCUCCUGGACUGUGGCUGGGAUGAGAGCUUCUCCAUGGACAUCAUUGAUUCCAUGAAAAGGUAUGUCCACCAGGUUGACGCGGUGCUCCUCUCCCAUCCCGACCCCCUGCACCUGGGGGCCCUGCCCUAUGCUGUGGGCAAGCUGGGCCUAAACUGCCCCAUAUAUGCCACCAUCCCCGUCUACAAGAUGGGUCAGAUGUUCAUGUAUGACCUGUAUCAGUCGCGUAACAACACUGAGGACUUCAACCUGUUCACCCUGGAUGAUGUGGACUGCGCUUUCGACAAAAUCCAGCAGUUGAAGUACUCCCAGAUUGUCAAUCUGAAAGGGAAAGGACAUGGUCUGUCCAUCACUCCACUUCCUGCUGGUCACAUGAUCGGAGGGACCAUCUGGAAGAUUGUGAAGGAUGGGGAGGAGGAGAUUGUUUACGCUGUGGACUUCAACCACAAAAGAGAGAUCCACCUGAAUGGGUGUACGUUGGAGUCGGUGAGUCGUCCCUCUCUUCUCAUCACAGACUCGUUCAACGCUACAUACGUGCAGCCACGUCGCAAGCAAAGGGACGAGCAGCUCCUUACCAAUGUAAUGGAGACCCUACGCGGCGACGGCAACGUGCUGAUCGCGGUGGAUACGGCAGGCCGUGUACUGGAGCUGGCUCAGCUGCUGGACCAGAUCUGGAGGACGAAGGAUGCCGGGCUGGGGGUCUACUCUCUGGCCCUGCUCAACAACGUCAGCUACAACGUGGUGGAGUUCUCCAAGUCUCAGGUGGAGUGGAUGAGUGACAAGCUGAUGCGCUGCUUCGAAGACAAGCGCAACAACCCCUUCCAGUUCCGCCACCUGUCCCUGUGCCACAGCCUGGCCGACCUGGCCCGCGUGCCCAGCCCCAAGGUGGUGCUCUGCAGCCAGCCCGACCUGGAGUCUGGCUUCUCCCGCGAGCUCUUCAUCCAAUGGUGUCAGGACGCCAAGAACUCUGUGAUCCUUACCUACCGUACCACGCCCGGCACCCUGGGCCGCUACCUCAUCGACAACCCCGGGGAGAAGAUGCUGGACCUGGAGAUUAGGAAACGGGUGAAGCUGGAAGGCAGAGAGCUGGAAGAAUACCUGGAGAAAGAGAGAAUGAAGAAGGAAGCUGCCAAAAAACUUGAACAAGAAAAAGAGGUGGACGUGGACUCGAGUGAUGAGAGCGACAUGGAGGAUGACCUGGAGCUGCCGGCGGUGGUGAAAACCAAACACCACGAUCUCAUGAUGAAGGGAGACGGCGUCCGCAAGGGCAGCUUCUUCAAACAGGCCAAGAAGUCUUACCCCAUGUUCCCCACCCACGAGGAGAGGGUCAAAUGGGAUGAGUACGGAGAGAUCAUCAG